AUGCCUUCUCAUUUCGAUACUUUGCAAUUGCACGCCGGCCAGGAAGAUUUUAAAGAAAAUGCACACAAUCCAAGAGCCGUGCCAAUUUACGCUACUACGUCGUACGUUUUCAAUGAUUCCAAACACGGGGCUCAACUGUUUGGGCUAGAAACCCCGGGCUACAUGUACUCACGUAUUGUGAACCCCACAAACGAUGUGCUUGAAAAGAGAAUCGCCGCCCUUGAAGGUGGUGCCGCUGCUCUCGUGGUUUCGUCGGGUCAGGCCGCCCAGACCCUUGCAAUUACGGGGCUUGCCCACGCCGGUGACAAUAUCGUCUCGACUUCGUUCCUGUACGGAGGCACGUACAAUCAGUUCAAAGUGGCCUUUAAGAGAUUAGGCAUCGAGACGAGAUUCGUCAACGGUGACAAUCCUGAAGACUUCGAGAAGUACUUUGACGAAAAGACCAAAGCCGUGUAUCUGGAGACUAUUGGGAACCCCAAGUACAACGUUCCAGACUUCGAGAAGAUUGUUGCUGUUGCUCACAAACACGGAAUCCCUGUUGUUGUCGACAACACAUUUGGUGCAGGUGGAUUUUUCGCCCAACCGAUCAAAUUUGGUGCAGAUAUUGUGACCCAUUCUGCUACCAAAUGGAUUGGUGGACACGGUACCACCAUUGCCGGUGCUAUUGUCGAUUCUGGUAAAUUCCCAUGGAAAGAGUACCCGGAGAAGUUCCCACAAUUCUCGAAGCCAUCGGAGGGUUAUCAUGGCCUCAUUUUCAACGACGCCUUGGGAUCGCUGGCGUACAUCGGCCAUGUCCGUGUCGAGCUUUUGAGAGAUCUGGGUCCCGCUUUGAGUCCAUUUGCAUCGUUCCAGAUCCUCCAAGGAAUCGAGACUCUGUCCCUGAGGGCUGAAAGACACGGUCAAAAUGCUUUGAAGUUGGCACAAUGGCUAGAAUCGUCGCCCUUCGUCUCUUGGGUAUCUUAUCCAGGUCUUGCUUCUCACGCUUACCAUGAAAACGCUAAGAAAUACUUGCAAAACGGUUUUGGAGGCGUGCUUUCUUUUGGCGUUAAAGAUUUGCCUAAUGCAGGCGGAGAGACUGAUCCUUUCAAGGCUUCGGGCGCCCAAGUCGUCGAUUCCUUGAAAAUCGCUUCUAAUUUGGCUAACGUUGGUGAUUCUAAAACCUUAGUUAUCGCACCUUACUUCACUACGCAUCAGCAAUUGACUGAGGAAGAGAAGCUGGCUUCUGGUGUUACUAAAGACUUGAUUCGUUGUUCCGUGGGCACUGAAUUUAUUGACGAUAUUAUCAGCGAUUUCGAGCAAGCGUUCGAAAAGGUUUUCCAAGGCCGGAAACCUUAA
This is a messenger RNA of Lachancea mirantina, 1335 nucleotides long. The record is from the annotation of a GenBank genome assembly. Lineage: Eukaryota; Fungi; Ascomycota; Saccharomycetes; Saccharomycetales; Saccharomycetaceae.